AUGCAUAUGCUUUGUAAAGUCCAAAAUGUUGUGCCAAACAAACUUACGUUUCUUUGCUCAAAACACUUUGCAUCCUCGUGUUUUGGCCUAACUGGACAAACUACAUGACUUAGAAUAGAUACCAUUCCAACAUGUGAAAGUAAAAAGAAGUAAAAAUUAGAGGACAUAGUAAGAUUGAUAAAAAGAAUGAAGAAUCACAUUCUAACAGCAGGCAGAACUGCACAAUGAUAAAUUGAUACUUGCCUCAUCAGAAGCUUAAAAUCAAAUAAUACUUCACCAAGAGAUAUAUCUGAGCAAAUUAUAUUAAAUGCCUUAAGGAGUCUUCCCUUGGAUGAGUUAAAAAUACAAGAUAAAAAUAUGAUAUGUUUAUGA
Gavia stellata (red-throated loon) is the source of this 372-nucleotide messenger RNA. It is a transcript of the gene THAP2, whose product is annotated as THAP domain containing 2. The record is from RefSeq and is a predicted model, not a curated record. NCBI's taxonomy places the organism in Eukaryota, Metazoa, Chordata, Aves, Gaviiformes, Gaviidae.